AUGCCUCGGAGGCAAGCAGGCGAUCAAGUCUCGAGCAAAACUGGAGUAGCUACCGAUACGGCCGACGCUAAGACCUACAACCCGUGUCUUCACCAGGCAAGCAUUGAUCUUGACGACUACUUCACUGGCCCCCGUGACAUUCAGAAACACUCUAAAUGGCCUCUUUUCAUGAGGCUUCAUGGCAGUAUCCUUCCCAAGCUUAUUGUGCCCAUUACUUUCAUCGCUCUAUGGUCUACCGGCAUUACUUGGAUUCAUAAAGAGGGCCCCUCCAUCAGCCUUGGUACUACUAACGUCCUCCUCACCGUGAUCGGUUUCGUCGUCGGUCUUGGGCUUUCCUUCCGGAGCUCGACUGCCUACGAGCGUUAUGCGGAGGGGCGCCGGUACUGGAGUCAGCUAACUGUGACCUGCCACAACCUCGCGCGGACUAUCUGGGUUCAUGGCAAAGAGCGUCCAAAUUCUGCCAAAGAGGACGUGCUCUCCAAACUUACCGCCAUAAACUUACUCGUCGCUUUUGCUGUUUCUCUAAAACACAAGCUUCGAUUUGAGCCUUAUGCGAACUACAAGGACUUGCAAAGUCUUGUCGAGCACCUUGAUACCUUUGCUCAACAGGCUUCAAAUGAUGACAACGACCAUUCCAGGAGCAAAGGGAUAUUGAAGCGGAUCGGCGUCAAAGAGAAGUAUUGCUUUCGGUACUGUUAA
Messenger RNA from Microdochium trichocladiopsis, 699 nucleotides. Its product is annotated as Bestrophin, RFP-TM, chloride channel-domain-containing protein. The record is from RefSeq and is a predicted model, not a curated record. The transcript is spliced from 4 exons. Gene Ontology annotation, molecular function: chloride channel activity. The coding region runs from base 1 to 699 and encodes 232 amino acids. Lineage: Eukaryota; Fungi; Ascomycota; Sordariomycetes; Xylariales; Microdochiaceae.